GAAACAGAACGUGACUCUACAUUUGUCGCGCGCGUCCACGACUGGGUACGAGUCUGGCCUACCCCAUACAUUGUGCAGUCGUCCACGAAGCGGAGACGGCUGGUUUCGAGUCUGGGUCCAGGGUAUCAAGGUCGUCCUCUUCGCCUCAGUGGUCUUAAAAGCCCCGGAAACAUUCCUCUAUGUCGUACCGACUACUUCCACUCGGCGAGUCCGUAGACGAUAUCGAGAACGAAGUCCGCACAACGCUUCGCAAGCCAGGGGGGCGAGCUGGCUCGAUGAUACGUCUGGGUCUCUUUUUUGGCCUUGCCGUUGUCACCGGGAUUGCCUUCAACUUGCUUGCUUUCGGACUUGACCCAAGAAGCUUCAUUCAUCGAGAACGUGUGCAGGCACCACCGCCAAAUGAUACAACGUCGGUUAUUUCCUCAUCUCCACACCCCUAUGUUCGUCCGGGAAUUGGCCAGUACAUUGUCCCAGGAGAAGAUACAUGCACACUCGAAGGUAUUCGAGAGAUGGUGUCGAAAACGAAAGGUUAUUAUGCUCGCGAUUACCCUCUUGGGCUCGGAUGGAACAACAUGCGCUACAUUAUGGAGGCAUCCCUACUGCACGCCAGCUUGCUGAACCGAACCUUGAUAAUCCCGUCGUUUGUUUAUGCCAGAGCUUGCGAGCACGAGAUAAGCAUCUGUGCAGAAUUCGCAACCAUGGUGAACCGUGGCGAUGCGAUAGGGUCAGAUGAAUGGCGUCAGCUUCCCAUUGAGGAGCAGAUGGGCUGGCGGAUGCCUGUUGGAGUCAUGGUUGAUCUCACCCACCUCCGACGCUUACACCCAGUGAUCACUACCUCCGAGUUCCUGCAACUCCAUGGCCUUAACAAUUCUUUAGAACAAACGGAUGGGACGUUCAGGGAGACAGCAUAUCUUGGAGCCUCCAUCGCGCCUCCGUUCACCAUUUCCAUCAUUCCCAACGGAGAAUUCGAUCAUGGGCCGCACGGGGAAGUUGUCCGUGUCGACAGACUGGCGCCUCUUCCGCCAGGGGUACCCACCAACACCACACGAAUUACAGCUGUGCUGCUUCAACGUUUAGAACACGACGCUUGGCAUACACUGGAUUUCGAAGAAGUGAAAAGGAUACUGAAAGAGGCAGGAUUGAGGGUAUGGGAGGGCGAGGAUGAACUAGAACAUCUGUUGGAGGCCGAGGGUUGGGUCUUACUGUAUACAUUUGGAGGCUCGAGAGUCCACAAGAGCGUAGCUGAGCCUUCGAAGGAGGUUGGGCGCCGUGAGCACCUUCGCGGUUUCGUGGAUGAGUAUGGAGCCGCAACAGAAGAUGUUCUUCUUCUCAGAGGUGCUACACAUGGGGAUCGACCACCAGGUGAUCUUCAUUUCACGUCCGAAGCGGCUCGGAAUCAAUUCGAUUACAUGGUAUUGCAUGAUUUUCGUCCUAUCCCGUCUAUUCUCCAAACCGCGGCGGAUGUCGUUGACAGGAUGCGUAUCAUUAACGAAGGAAGAAUGUGGAUUGCAGCACACAUGCGACGUGGAGAUUUUGUCCGAUUGGGAUGGCAAGCAGGGGAUACACUUGAGCAUCAAUUCGAUAGGAUCAAAGCCAGCAUAGCACAUGGGGCUAAGAUCUUACGGAACAUGCGCCUCUUUCUCACACGCUCUCCCCCGAGUGAAGGUGAUAAGUUCUUCCUGGCCACGGAUGAGCGCUCAAAACAAGCCUUGACGUACUUUCGUGAAAAUAAUGCCAACCUCAUCAUGGAUCUCCUCACACCUGACGACAGACGGAUGGUUGGGUGGCCUCUGCUUUUCACAGAUGUUUUGGGGAUCCUUGAGCAAGUCGUAAUGUCACAUGCUGCAUUUUUCCGAGGUUAUGGUUACUCGAGUGUUGAUGGUGGCGUUGUGAAUCUGCGUGCUGCAUUUGGGAUGGAUCCGCGAACGGUGCAGAUCGACUGGUAGAAUCCCUAUAAUCCACUUUGUGAUGAAUGCAACAGGAAAUAGGACUGUGUUUAAUUAAGGUUGGCAAAAUCAUUUUUAUAAUAAAGCCGAUGAGAUGUUGUACAUCAGGAGUUAAUUUUAAUCACUGGGUGCGCAGUUGCUCUGAGGCUUAAACUGCCCCAAUUUAUCAGGAAUAAUGCAU
Molecule: messenger RNA, 2127 nt
Organism: Cantharellus anzutake
Lineage: Eukaryota; Fungi; Basidiomycota; Agaricomycetes; Cantharellales; Hydnaceae
Exons: 9
Coding region: 180-1946 (588 amino acids)
Source: RefSeq, a predicted model, not a curated record